Messenger RNA from Copidosoma floridanum, 1476 nucleotides. RefSeq names its product Concentrative nucleoside transporter 2 (gene CNT2). Gene Ontology annotation, biological process: nucleoside transmembrane transport. Gene Ontology annotation, cellular component: plasma membrane. NCBI's taxonomy places the organism in Eukaryota, Metazoa, Arthropoda, Insecta, Hymenoptera, Encyrtidae. The record is from RefSeq and is a predicted model, not a curated record. Gene Ontology annotation, molecular function: nucleoside:sodium symporter activity.
AUGUGGCCAACGUCGAAAAGCGACGCUUUGACUGAGUCUCCUCUUCUGAUUAAGCCGUACAUAAAUCAACUAACGAAUUCAGAACUUCAUGCUAUAAUGUGUUCUGGAUUUGCUACUGUAUCCGGAACGGUUUUGGCCGCUUAUAUAAAUUACGGGGCUGAUCCAGCACAUUUAAUCACAGCCUCGGUAAUGGCGGCACCGGCUGCACUUUGUUUUUCAAAAUUAUUCUAUCCCGAGACUGAGAAAAGUGUAACAACCUUUAAGAAUAUAAAGCUCGAAAAAUCACAAGAUAGUAGCGUCCUCGAUGCAGCGACUAAGGGCGCCUUGGCUUGAAUUCCGCUUAUUUUGGGUAUUAUAGCAAAUAUCGUUGCUUUUGUUUCCGCGGUCGCUUUUCUUAAUACCAUUCUAUCCUGGCUGGGUUCCCUCGUUGGAUAUGACUACAUAACUUUUGAGUGGCUGCUAUCGAAAGCAUUUAUGCCACUAAGCUGGUUGAUGGGAGUGCCUUGGGACGAGUGCGAAGACGUUGGUAUGCUCAUAGGCCUUAAAACUGUAGUGAACGAGUUCGUUGCUUACGAAAAGUUGGGGGAAUUUAAAAAUGCUAAUAGACUAAGUCGAAGAACCGAAGCUAUUGCUACCUUCGCUAUUUGUGGCUUCUCGAAUCCAGGCUCGAUCGGUAUUAUGAUCGGUGGUUUGGCUACAAUGGCUCCUGAAAAGCGCGAGCAAAUCGCUAAUUCAGCCAUCAGAGCUUUUGUAGCCGGGAGUAUGGUCUGUUUUCUCACAGCUUGUAUUGCAGGAGUACUUAUGGAUGAAAGAUUUUACGAGCCUGUCUAAAUCGUUACUUAGUAAAAAAGAAUGUUAUGAAAUUAAUUAACUUUUCUUUCAUUCUUACCUCUGCAUGGUAAGGAUAAUAUUAGUAAGACAUAAAGUUCCACAUUACUUAAAGUAUCAUAAUAAGUUUGUACAGCAAAUGUUAUCAAAAAACUUUUUUUUAAUUUUGUGUAACUAUUUUAACAAUUCAUAUUUCAGGAAAAUUUAAAGUUCAAUAUAAUAUUUGCAUGCUUUUCAUCCCUUACAUCACUCUGUACUAUCCAUAAAAAAUCGCAUCAUAAAUUAGAAUUAAAUUUUUUAGCUAUAUUUUUGGUUAAUUAAAUAUCACUAUCAACUUGUUGUCCAUAAUGUAAAAUAGUUAGAAGCUUUCGUUCGAAAUCUUUACAGCAGUGUUUGUUAAAUUUUCAUUAAGCAUUAACAAGUAAUCAAUAACUUUGGAUUUACAAUACCACAUUUUAUGUUUAUAAGACUGAAUGAAUAAAUAAAUUGUUGUUAUAUUGUUUUCUGUGUAUAAAUUAUGUAUAGUUAAAUUCGCUAUUGAUAACACUCAUAAUUGUAGCUUCCAGAGAGCUAUUAAAGGUAUAAAAAAAACUUUUUUUUUGUAUUUUAUGAUGUAACACGAAGAAAAUUUUUUAUUCAGUUAACAUU